ACUCGCUCUGAGAGAGAGAGAGCGCGCGCGGUGGGCGGGAUGGCGGGGGCGGUCUCCUCCCGCAAGCGCGCCUCCUCCGGCAGCAUCCUGUCUCGCGCACUUCCACUCAGCCACAGGUCGAACCAGCACCCGCAGUAGCAGCGCCACCAUGCCCAGCCAGCGCCAGCUCCUCCGGCCCCGACUCUGCUCGCUGGACAAGGGGGAGAACGGCUACGGGUUCCACCUCCACGGGGAGAAAGGCAAGAGCGGCCAGUUCAUCCGCCUGGUGGAGCCCGACAGCCCCGCCGAGAGCUCGGGGCUCCGCGCCGGGGACCGACUACUGUUCGUCAACGGGGACGACGUGGAGUCCGAGAGCCAUCAACAGGUCGUGUCCCGGAUCCGAGCCACCGCGGGAAGCCUGGAGCUCAUCGUGGUGGACCCGGACACGGAGCUGCUGCUCAGGAAACACAACCUGAAGUGUUCGAAGGAGUUUGUUUCCGAAGGUCUGCCGCUGCCUUUCGAGGACGAGGAAGAAGCGGAGGAGGAGGAGGUGAACGGGACAGAGGAGCCGGGGCCGGACCCACAGACGGACCCCCCGCAGGAGCCGGAAGCGGAGCCUGAAGUCCACCGCCGGGUGGAGAAGAAGCUGAGCGGCGACUCCAACCAGGAGGUGAGCGCCGCUCGGAGGCCGCGGCUCUGCGUGAUCCAGCGCGACACCAACGGAUACGGCUUCAACCUGCACAGCGAGCGGGCGCGGCCGGGUCAGUACAUCAGAGCCGUGGACCAGGACUCUCCUGCGGAGAGGGCGGGCCUGCAGCCCAAGGACAGGAUCAUCCAGGUGAACGGCGUCCCUGUAGAAGGGAAGACACAUUCGGAGGUGGUGGCGGCUAUCAAGGCUGGCGGGCACGAGGCUCGGCUGCUGGUGGUGGACCCUGAGGUGGAUGCUUUCUUCAAGAGGUGUGGCGUGAGCCCGACCUCGGACCACAUGACUGGUCCACUGCCUGAGCCUGGGGUCAAUGGAGCGGUGGCGGCGGAGGAGGAGGAGAAGGUGAACGGCUCAGGAGCGCAGGAGGCGCAGCGGGACUCGAAGCUGUCUGUCAGUCCGUCCCCGUCCAACGCCUCGUCCAACGCCUCGCUCACCACGCCACCCGCCAGCACCCCUCCUGAGGUGGGUCUGUGCCUCGGCGGCCCCAGGUCCCAGCCUGACUUCUGCUGCUCUGCUCCCCAGGGCGUGGUGACGGAGGCGAUCCCCGCGCUGACCCUCAGCCUGCAGCAGGUCAAGGAGCUGGCCCACCAGAAGCGCUCCAACAAGAGAGCCCCGCCCAUGGACUGGAGCAAGAAGAACGAACUCUUCAGUAACUUAUAGACGGGUGCCGCUCACCGGCCUCUCACCGUUGGGAUUUUAGAGUCUUAAGAAGAAAGCUGUUGUUCUCCACCUGUGUGUCGGUCUGUCAGCCUCGUUCACGUCAGUCGCCUGCACAGCCUUGUAUAUUCCAUGAGACAGACCAGUGGGAUGCUACUAACCAGGAUGGCGAGGCCCGCGCGCGUGUGUGUCCUUGUACUUCUAUCCUCGUGAGGACCUGUAUGACUUUUUAACCAACAGGGUGAGGACAUUUUGGCCGGUCCUCACUUUGUCAAGCCUCAGUUUGAGGGUUAAAACUACAAAACAGCUGGGUCAUUAUCACUGGGUUUUACUUUGAGUCAAGGUGAAGUUCAAAUGGUUAGGUUCAGGGGGAGAGGCUGGGGGAAGGGUUACGUUCAUGAGGGUCCUCACUAAGAUAGGAAGACAAACGUGUGAGCAUCUCCACUCAGGAUCCCCAGCCACAGAUCAAUGAAGGACUGGCUUCAGCUUCCUCACCUCCUGCAGAUGCUUCCGCUGCUGGUCAUGUGACCACUGCCCUUCAUGUCUAAACUGGAACCUUCGAUACAAACAAAUGUAUCCUGUAUAUUUUUACAUUUUUGAUAUGAAGCAAAUCCGUGUUGCCCGCGACGCCAUGACGACUGUGAACUGCAUCAAACUACAAAGGUGUGUGGGCCACAUUUGGGACGAAGAGUCGCCGCUGGACUUGAUAAAGCUUGUGAAUGGUAAUAAAUCAUGAUCCUGCCA
Molecule: messenger RNA, 2086 nt
Organism: Synchiropus splendidus (mandarinfish)
Lineage: Eukaryota; Metazoa; Chordata; Actinopteri; Syngnathiformes; Callionymidae
Gene: nherf1b
Product: NHERF family PDZ scaffold protein 1b
Exons: 5
Coding region: 149-1345 (398 amino acids)
Biological process (GO): protein localization to plasma membrane
Cellular component (GO): apical plasma membrane
Molecular function (GO): protein-membrane adaptor activity; signaling receptor binding
Source: RefSeq, a predicted model, not a curated record